AACCCCAUCCGGAAGUGGGUGGUGGUACUGCACGGUGGAGUCAUCAUCGUCAGCCCAGUGGUCACAUCGCCGUCGACAUACAGUUCCAUCUGGGAUGACGCUCGCCGCUGUUGGAGCGAGAUUAUUUCACGUCUGAUUCAGGUCCCAGGGACAUCUAGAAACGCCUAUAUAGUGGACUUGAAUUCAAUUGUUUAAAGGAGGAUGAUGGAGGAGAUCGACAGAUUCCAAGUGCCCAAUGCUGUGCAGGAGGCGGAGAUGCAGCCGCUGGACCCGGCCUCCUCCACGGCGUCAGAGGCUGAUUCGGACACCAGAGAGGGGGAACAGGUCACAAUUAACUACAAGCCAUCUCCUCUGCAGAUGAAAAUCGAGAAACAAAGAGAACUGGCCAGGAAGGGCUCGUUGAAGAACAGCAACACCGUCGGCAGUCCGGUCAAUCAGCAGCCCAAGAAGAACAACGUCAUGGCCAGAACACGAUUGGUAGUGCCCAAUAAAGGCUAUUCCUCGUUAGACCAGAGUCCAGAUGAAAAGCCCUUGGUUGCUUUAGACACAGACAGUGAUGACGACUUUGACAUGUCAAGAUACUCUUCGUCAGGCUACUCCUCUGCUGAGCAAAUCAACCAAGAUCUCAACAUCCAGCUGCUGAAGGACGGUUACCGUUUGGAUGAGAUACCGGAUGAUGAGGACCUGGAUCUGAUCCCGCCCAAAUCAGUCAACCCCACCUGCAUGUGCUGCCAGGCAACCCCCUCCUCUACCACCUGUCAAGUCCAGUAACCCUACCCUGUUGUAACCCUUCCCCUCUUUUCUCCACAAAGCGUAACCCCGAUAUUCAUCUGCUGAGUUUGCAUUGCUGUCAAGUAGGGUUGGGUAUCGUUUACAUAUUAUGAUAUUUAAGAAAAGGAAAUCAUACAAAUUAUGUCACAUUUUUAAAGAUAUUAUGUGGCAUGCAAGUUGAGCAGAAUAGUCAUUUGAACACUUUAAUAUAAAUAAAAUUACUAGGGGUGCACGAUAAUUACUGGACAGAUAAUAUGAGUAAUUAUAACAUCAUAUUAAUAAAUCAGAUAACAUUAAAAAAAUAGCUCUGAACUGAUAAAAAGAUAAAACUCUAGUUACUCUAGGUGGGUUAGAGUGAGCAAAUCAAGUGUUCCUUUUCGGUCACGUUCUGCAUACGGCCUGUCGUAACUUCCCCUCAGCUCAUUUGUAAAUAAACAUGGCGUCAAUCAUGUGGGGCUUGUCACUGUUUCAAAGGAAGACAUUUCGCCAAAAUGUUCUGCAAACAUUGAGCUUUGACACAUCAAACCUGAUCAGCCACCUGAAACGCUAGCAUCACUACGACAUAAAUGGGCCAGGGGCUUGUUCCUAUCGCUGUGGCAUUUGAAAAGUGUAAAAGGUUGCUGAAGGUACCAGCUUUUGGCAGAUAGUAAAGACCUGGCACUUUUUUAUGUGUUGCUAAUACUAAUUAGAAAAAAAAUCGACAGGUACAUUUUGCAAAAUCCAAAUUUGAGUCGUUCUUACCUCCAAGUGUGCACAAACUACAGUUCAAUCUAAAUUCAUUCAUUCAUUUUCUACCGCUUAUCCUCACGAGGGUUGCUGAGCGUGCUGGAGCCUAUCCCAGCUGUUUUCGGGUGAGAGGCGGGGUACACCCUGGACUGGUCGCCAGGCAAUCACAGGGCACAUAUAGACAAACAACCAUUCACACUCACAUUCAUACCUAUGGACAGUUUGGAGUUGCCAAUUAACCUAGCAUGUUUUUGGAACGUGGGAGGAAACCGGAGUACCCGCUAACCACUCGAAAACCACUUGAAAAAGUAAUAUCUAUAAAAUGUUGGUUAUCUGUAUCAGUCUUGAGAAGCACCAAGUUAUUAGUAUCAGAAAAGAAAUAUCGUGCAUCCCUAAAUAUUGUUUUUAAUAUUACAGUAUUAUAUAUUAAUUGAGCAGAAUUAAGUCAUUACGAGACAUUGCACAACAUCACAACAUCAAGCAUUUGUUGCAGUUGGCAUCAAGCGUAACACCAUCAAGACAGUUGAAUUGGCAGUAACUAUACCGCAUUUUAGUGGCAGGAAAUUUACCACUGAAAUGAGGCACCAAUAUCUACUUAGUUUCCAGUCUGGUUACUAUGAUUUACAUCGGCACCAGUACCAUUCUGGUACCAAAUUUCGGUACCCAUCCCUACUGUCAAAAGUGUCAGCAGUGAGGCCCUGGUAGAGAAUAUAGUACUGACUAAUAUCUGUGAUGAUGGGAAUGACAAAUCCAUAAGUUACACGACGGUUUUGCUUAAAACUACAGUACGUGUAGGAAUACAUGAAAAUAGUCAUAUAUAUUUGAAUGAUGGUGGUUUCCUCCUAUGGUAGGACAUGUACUUUGACUGAACACAAUGUAAAAAGGACGAUAUUUGCUGACUCUGCUGCUCUGCUUACCUGAAGUCUGGUUUACAUUUUUAACUUGUGUUGUUUUUUUACAUUUUUAGUUUAAACUGUUGUGUCUGAGAGAGGCAAAACACUGCAGUCUUGGCGUUCCAAGUGCUGUUGAUACUGUACUGUACAAGGAUGUGAUGUAGCACAGGCCAGGUUGCACUCACCCGCUAUCCUCGCACCUGUUUUGUCCCACUGACUUUGAACGUUUCAUGAAAGAGAAGGAUUAAAUGUAUUAAAUAACAUGGACAAAUGGUCACUGGUCUAGCUAUGUGAAAAGGGAAGUUAAAAAUUACAAUUUGCACAUUUGAUUUCUACCCUUUCUAGCAUGUUGUGGCUCCGUGUUGUAUUAUUUAAAUUUUCUAUUUAUUUUCACCAUUUUAGGCCUUUUCUUGCACAGUAUCAACACUGAUUUGCCAGAGAUAAACUAUUUAAACAAGGAAUAUUGUCAAUAGAAUUGAGACCAAAGGACCAGGACGGAGUCUUUUGUGUCAUUCUAACCUUUAAAGGUUUGUUAUUAUAUAUUUUAUAGCACCCCUCACCGGUCUGAAACACAGGAAGGAUUUGGCUCCUGUUUUUGCACACACAUUAUGCAUGCACAAAAACCUACUAAGUGAAUAGUUGAUGGGGAACAGAUGGAUUUGGAGCUCAAUUUUCUGCCCUAGCUCCCAAAUUAACUGAUCAUUUGCAGUUAGCGUUGCCUUAAGUAGAGACAAGUUAACAGGUUGUGUUCUUUAUUGCCAUAAUGAUGGGCAUAACUAACUUGAAAUUAUUUUAUUUUGACCUAAAAAAAUGUUUUGGUUUUGUUUUUUAAUUAAUCAUGUUUGUACUGUAAACACAUGCAUUAAGGUAUUUAACAUUGUUAUUGUUAUGUGCGGUGUAUGAAAACAUUAAAUAAACACACAAGCUAAUGGAAAAAUGUUUGUCACUG
Messenger RNA from Doryrhamphus excisus (bluestripe pipefish), 3339 nucleotides. RefSeq names its product family with sequence similarity 219 member Ab (gene fam219ab). The record is from RefSeq and is a predicted model, not a curated record. NCBI's taxonomy places the organism in Eukaryota, Metazoa, Chordata, Actinopteri, Syngnathiformes, Syngnathidae.